CAGUGCUGCUGUUUCUCGCUCUCGCAGGCUCUCGGCUCACACACACAGUGGCGCAACCAGCAGCCACACGCGCUCUGUCUCUCUCUAUCUGUCUCUCUCUCUUUCUCCUCCUCUCUGAGAAUGGUCCACCCGGUGCCUGAGGCUCUGCUGUCGCGGCCUGCCGCCCGUGUCUGAUCUCUCACACACAUACGCGCACUCAAUAGUAAGCAUGAUGUGAGAGAUUUCAGAGCGGUAGGACCCAGUCAGGCACCCUGGGACUGCACAGGGGCGUGUGUGAGAGAGCGUAACUGUCUGCGAGAGGGAAAAGAGAGGGGAGAGAGAUGUUGACGCAGGUUUUCACUUCUGUCUGAGUGCGUCACUCUUCCGUGCAGUCAUGUAAGUAAACGCUGAACACGCUCUCACUGCAGAGAGAAACAUAUGGAUUCGAGCUCACACAAGUCUGCUCGUCGACCGCUCGCGGUGGUUUUCCUGCGCUACAGGGAAACAUGUGGGUACUGAGUAUCGUGCCCUUUCUUGCGUCUGCCGCUGCUUGGAGCUGCUUAUAGUACCAGCCUCAGCUUUCCUGCCUGCUUGCUGCCCACAUCAGUGAAAGGACUGCUCGCACAACCCCACAAUUCCUGUGACCCCGAACGACCCCUACUGUUUUGCUCAUACUCAAACAGACAGAGCUGAAGUGGGCACUAUUGAAUCAGCCAAUCAGAGUCAAGGAUUUUUGCUUUGGGAUCCAUUACUGCAGAUCAGUUUUUCCUUUCAGCAACAUUUUUUUUUUGUUCUUUUUGCUUUGGCCUGGUGUGUAUCCACAAGGAAAAAGGAGCUUAAUGAUCUAAGAAAGAGAACAUUUUUAAAAGAACAAACUGCUUUUGACGAACACAAGCACACCCAAAGCACUUUGGGAUUUUAAGGAAUUGAAGUUUGCUUGCCGCUAAAGCGAGAUGGCGAUGAAUAUGGCUCACAUGCGGGACACGAAAUGGCUGACGCUGGAGGUGUGUCGAGAGUUUCAGCGAGGAACGUGCUCACGCUCCGAUGCUGAGUGCAAGUUUGCGCAUCCUGCCAAGAGCUGCCAGGUGGAGAACGGGCGAGUCAUUGCGUGCUUUGAUUCGCUGAAGGGUCGUUGUUCCCGAGAGAACUGUAAGUACCUUCACCCUCCUCCUCACCUGAAGACGCAGCUGGAGAUAAACGGCCGUAACAAUCUGAUCCAGCAGAAGAACAUGGCAAUGCUCGCCCAGCAGAUGCAGCUAGCCAAUGCCAUCAUGCCUGGAAGUCAGCUUCAGCCAAUGUAUAAUAUAUGGCCUAUGUUUUCGGUCACGCCAAGCCUUGCAACCAACGCCAGUGCGGCUGCCGCAGCAGCUGCCGCGGCUGCGUUUAAUCCGUACCUGGGCCCAGUGUCACCUGGGCUGAUGUCCGCAGAGAUCCUGCCCAGUGCACCUGUGCUGAUGGCGGGCAACCCUGCAGUGGCAUCCAUGCCGUCCGCUGCCAACGCUGCAGCUGCUGCUUCAGCAGUGGCUGCCCAGAAACUCCUUAGAACAGACCGCCUGGAGGUGUGCCGUGAAUACCAGCGUGGCAACUGCUCUCGCGGGGAGACGGACUGCAGGUUUGCCCACCCUGCCGACAGCACAAUGAUCGACCCCAGUGACAACACAGUGACGGUGUGUAUGGAUUACAUAAAGGGCCGCUGCUCCAGAGACAAGUGCAAAUACUUCCACCCUCCUGCACAUCUGCAGGCCAAGAUCAAAGCAGCCCAGCACCAGGUCAAUCAGGCCACGGCCGCCGCUGCCAUGACUCAGUCGGCUGUCAAAUCACUGAAGCGACCCCUCGAAGCCACCUUUGACCUGGGAAUUCCUCACAGUGUCAUGCCACCUUUACCAAAGCGGCCUGCGCUUGAGAAAGCCAACGGUGCCACGAGCAUGUUCAGUACUGGCAUGCUCCAGUACCAGCAGGCUUUGGCCAACAUGCAGUUUCAGCAGCAAGCUGCCUUUAUUCCGUCAGGCUCAAUAUUGUGCAUGACCCCUGCAGCAAGCGUGGGUGAGCAACUGUUUGGAUACAUUAAUCAACAGAAAACUAAUCAUGGUUAUAUAGCUCAACACAUUCCCAUGAUGCACGGCGCUUCCCCGGCCGCUGUGUCCGCAGCAACCACAUCUGCCACAAGUGUUCCCUUCGCAUCUGCAUCAGCCAAUCAGUUUGAGGACUCUUCUCUAUCAAAGCUGACUACCAACGAAUACAUGCAAUUGAUUCCAAUAAUAUCUGCAGAGCAUCUGACUAGUCACAAGUACUUGACGCAGAUGUAGUUCCAGCCCACAACAAUCAAAGGAAUGUGCUGUUGUCCUGGACAAAAGGCAAACAAACAAAAUUCAAAAUUUUAACAUCAAGAUCAUCAGCGGAUAGAAAAUACUAUGAAGAUUAGAAUUUUAGUCAUACAUGAUGGUAAAGUUUUACUGGGGUGAAACUGAGUGUCCUUCCACAUGAUAUGUAGAAUUUGAGUGAACUACAUCAUUAUGUCAGACAGGACGGCAUUUUUACUCUCAAGCCGGAUUAGUAGAAAAAGUUAUUUUCAUGUCUGACCUAACACCGUUUUGGCAUGUUAGUAGACCAAGAGAUAUUUUUUGUGAUUCACACCUUGAUUAUCUUUCCUCGAAAUUUGUAUGAUGGUUUACAAAGUUAUAAAAAGGUGCACCUUGAAUUGAAAAGCGAAUCAAAAGUCGAAAUGGCACAAAAACAUCCAGCGAAAUAAUUAAAUGUAUGUAGUUUUCUGUAUCUUUAGUUCUGGCUUCUAGUCAAACUAGAUUGUAAGCGCAGAGACGAGAUUGAUUGACAGAUGAAUGUUUUGGGUAGAAUCUGAUCACCUGAGACCUUUCAAAAGCACAUUCUUGCAAGCUUUAUGUACCAUAACCACCGGCUGAAUACCAGACACCGAUCUAGAGUGUUAUAUCAACAGUGUUAUUAUGUUUACCAGAGAUUAAUGUUUUUUACAGCGCUUGUUUUUAUACAUAAUUUCACAAGUGUGUGGGUUUUUAUGAAACGUGCCAUUUUUAUUUGUCGAUCAUCCAUUAGGCCUUGUAGAACUAUGAAGCCUUUUUGACUCCUAUGAGAACAGGGUCGCCUUGUUCCUAAUGCCCUGUUUCUUUGAAUUGCCUUGCUCGAGAGAAUGUCGCGAUGGAACGGUGAGGCUGACGAGAGUGUCUUCAGGAGGUUGUCGUCAAGGUAACAAGCGCGUAGUGGAAAAGAGCGAUUGCGUUCCAGUCUUUGCGAAAAUGAUGCGAGGACUCUAAAAUUCAUGCUGGAAAAGCACUGCUUGAGUAUUUCGUUACAGAUUGUGAGUUCGAGACUAGGUACACGGAAAGAUGAGGUUAGUGUUGGGUCAGGGUUCGUCUUCAUUUGAUUUCGAUUUGUUUUCGAAUAUUUCAUGACUUGUAAACAACAUAGUUUUGAAAAGAGGAACGGAGAAUAUAGUGAGACGUUUUUAAGUUGUGCCAAAGUCUUUUUUUCCUCUUUUUGUUUUUUAUUUAAAUGUGUUUUGACUGGGUAUACUGAUGACGGAAGAUGAAUCAUUUGUAUAGCUUCAUUUUACGUACAAGGCUGCUUGUAAACCGGGAAACGGACGUUCACGUUACUCGCAAGGGUUUUAGCGCCAAAACCAGACUCAAGGUUAAACGAAUGAACCCGAGCUUCUUCGAAAUUCGCGUUCGCUUGAGUCUGGAUUUCAGCCUGGUUUAGGUGCACAGACUUGAAAGGAUGCACGCCAUUGCCGUUUCCUCACUAAAGCCUUAUAUUUCAGUGUUUGAAACCCACACAAACAUUCUCUCAAUCACAAAUGAAAAAUGACAACAGAUGAGAUUUUAUUCUUCACUCUUAUUUUACGUGUUUAUUAAUCAUGUUACACUUAACGUUCACUCUGUUUCAAAGCCUUUGUUAGAACUAUAUUGUGUUAUUGUUGGCAUAUAAAGAUUUUUGUUUUUUGUUUUUGUAUUUGACAAUAUUGUCAUAGAACUGUUUUAGAAUGUAGGAAAUUAAAUAUUGUUUUUCUUACUGUCACUUUCUUUUACAUCAUGUUAAGUUCAUAAUGUUUAGCUAGUAGUGUUGUAUUCUUAAUUCUUCAUGUUAUUUUUCAUGGUAGAAUGUUUGAAAUUUCAGCUCUAAGGAUUUUGGUUUUGAAUUUGUUGAACAAAAUGUUUUAUCUUGUCUUAAAAAAGAGUGAAAAUGACAAAGAAAGAGUUUAUUUGUAGAUUUGGUAAAGUUGAUAUUUUAACCCUUUAUUUUGUGUCGAAUCGAGACCACGUCUACAAUUAGCUGGUUAAAGUAUCAAUUGUACGUAUUAGAGUUAUUUUCUACUGUAUGCAUUUCAGAAUUGAAAAAUCGUCUUGUAAUAUUUCAAAAAAAAAAAAACAUCCCUCAAUGUCAGGCCAAAAUGAGCAGCAUCAGAGACUUCUGAAUAUUUAAAGAUGAAAAACAAAGGAGGGAGGUCACAGGGUCGGGCCUCGAGCUGCAAAUGAGAGAGAGAGCCAUAACUUAAGGGACGAAGGUUGACUUUUUGCACUUCUGUACAUAGUCAAUAUAAAGAAAAGAAAAGGAACAUGUAUAAUAUUGAGAUCUUAUUUUGAAUAAUAAAAGAUUCUAUAACUAUGAGAAAUUUUCUUAGGAUAAUUUAAGAACUAGAAUAAUAGUCCAGCUAACAAAUGAUGCUUGCAGAAAUACGGCACAGCUCUUUUAUUAUCAUUUCCGGCCAUCACGUUCAGAAAAAAAGAAAAAAUAAAGCUCCGCGUUGCCUGCACAGUAUACCGACACGUACCGAGAGUCCGAAUUGGCAGUACACUCCGCCUCGUCAUGAUUUCCACUGUGGGAAAUUUGGGUUUUUUUACAAAUAGAUACACCUUCAAAAACACAGUAUUUGUCAUAUGAUGGACAUAAAUAACUGCAUGAAGAAUAAAAAUUAACAGUAAAAUUCUCAUAAUAGAUAAGUACGUAGAUAAGUUAAUUUCUCACAGUACCGUAACUAUCAUCGCCACAGCAUAGUGUAAAUCAAGUAUCUCGAUCAAUAUCUGAGCCUGAAAUGAGGCGCGUUCACCGGUAAUCCAUCCGAGUAUAACCGUAAGAACAGUACAAUUAUUAAAAAAAAGGCCUUCAAACCGACUCUAGAUGCUAGCAAAAGACGUCCACUUAACACACGACAACAGAAGAGUUGCUUUGUUUCUUGUAACGUGCCUUCAGCAGGGUAAGGACACCAACCACACACACGAAAAAACAAACAAAAUGAAUGUAACUGUCAAAUCCUCCGCUGAGGUCAGCGUUUUACUCAUUCGAGGUUGCUGCACAAGAGCUAUUAAACCAAAGCAUCACUUUCCUUCACUAAACGCAAUGCCUAAAAGCUGGUCGGCCGUUCCAAACGGCCAAACCACAGGUGGUCCUGCCUGCUGAAAGCACUUGCUUGGAUGCUUAACGCCCUCCAUGGAAUCUUACACCUGCCCUUUGCUUAUAGUUGCUGUAAGAUAUUGUGCUGCAUUCUAAAAGACUUGUUUUAUGCACAUUUAUUAUUGUUAGAAUUGACUCUUACUGUUAUGAAUUAAAAAAAAAAAACCUUAAUAAAACAAAAUGGAUUUGCUCAA
Megalobrama amblycephala (Wuchang bream) is the source of this 5597-nucleotide messenger RNA. It is a transcript of the gene mbnl1, whose product is annotated as muscleblind-like splicing regulator 1. Gene Ontology annotation, molecular function: metal ion binding. The coding region runs from base 933 to 2285 and encodes 450 amino acids. The transcript has 15 exons. The record is from RefSeq and is a predicted model, not a curated record. Lineage: Eukaryota; Metazoa; Chordata; Actinopteri; Cypriniformes; Xenocyprididae.